Messenger RNA from Bactrocera dorsalis (oriental fruit fly), 13663 nucleotides. RefSeq names its product histone acetyltransferase KAT7 (gene chm). Lineage: Eukaryota; Metazoa; Arthropoda; Insecta; Diptera; Tephritidae. Gene Ontology annotation, molecular function: zinc ion binding; histone acetyltransferase activity. Gene Ontology annotation, biological process: regulation of DNA-templated transcription. The record is from RefSeq and is a predicted model, not a curated record. Bases 136 to 2664 code for a protein of 842 amino acids. Gene Ontology annotation, cellular component: nucleus. The transcript is spliced from 7 exons.
CUAUUUAUUUAAGAAGUAGCAUUAGUUUACAAUUUUCACAAUUCAAUGGUUCAUAUAAACAAAGUAAAUUUUUACUAAAAGUGGAACUUAUUUAAUUGCGCUUUUAUCAUUGUGCACGGUAAAGAACAUAACAAAAUGUCGUCUUUCCGGAAAAAGAGCACCAGCACAACAGAAAGCAGUUCGAGUUCCUCAUCCGGCAGUUCUUCCAGUGGCAGUACUAGCUGCUCUAAUUCUGGCAGCAGUUCUUCCGAUACUGAAUCAAGUAGUUCGGCUGAUGAGAAAAGUGGGGUUGAAGAAGUCCCUUCAACAACUAAAAGCCAAGCAAAUACUCGUCGUAAGAGUUCGGAAUUCAAAACCACUGCAAAAACAGAUAAUGCCGAUAAAGCUUCUUCUAAUCAACCAGUUUCUUCUAAAACACGACCAAAUAACAGUAAUACAACAUCCUUGCGACAAACUCGUGUAAGCAACCCAUCAAGUGAUGAAGAACUUCCACUCAGUAAAAAGUCGACAAGACCACCAGCAACAGGCAAUACCACACAAAAGCGUAAACUUUCGGCAUCAAGUGGAACUGCAAGUCAAAGUCAAGGUAAUCAACGUACUACGGGUGGAAAAGCGCCACAAAACAAUUCUGGGAGAUCAAAUGCGCAGGCAACCAAAAACUCUGGAACUAAUCCGAAGUCACAAAAUGUUACAGCCAAUGCCGAUACCGGCGUAGAUGGGAAGAAAAACUCGGCUGCUAAAUCACCACACAGAUCAGAUGACUCAGAUCGAGAUGUAUUUCCAUCUAGUCGGAAUAAGACUGAACGUAAAGGCCAAGUAAAACUCUCAGCGCAGGCUGGUACUACAGCAGUUGGUAAUAACUCAGAUAAUCGGUCAAAGCAAUCGAAAUCUAAAGUACAGCCUAAGCGUAAUGUGGUUGCGAAAAGUAAGAAUAAAAGUUCAGAUGAAGACGAAGAUGAAGAAGAUUCUGAGUCAGAAAGUGGAAAAUCCACUACGUCAAGUGAGUCAGAAGCAACUGAGAGCAGUAACUCCUACGAUACUCAACCCGUAAAAUCGGUUAAAGGGAAACGAGCGCCUACUGCUGCAAAAAUUACGAAUUCUGAUUCGGAUGAUGAGGCUCCACGUAAACUUACCCGUUCACUUAGCACUCGGCGUUCCAGGCAACAACAGAAAUCGUCUGCUGGCGUUGGUGGCGGAACAGAGAGUGAAUCUGAUGCCGACUUAGAUAUGGAGAAGCACUCUCUAUCCAAGAGCCCCGCUAAACGUUGCGUUUCCACCAGUGGCGGUAGUAAAUGCAAGGUAAAGAAAGAGGCUGGAGUCUUUGGAACAACACCGGCCAAACCACGUUCACUGUCACCGCCACAACAUUUAGAAAAAAAAUGUCCCAUAGAAGGAUGUGAUUCUUCGGGACAUUUGAGCGGUAAUUUAGACAGACAUUUUUUACCAGAAGCCUGUCCAAUUUACCAUAAUAUGUCGGCAUCCGAGUGUAAGGAACGUGCUAAUGAGAGACAAUUACGAAAUGAACGGCGCAUGCUUACCAAUGAUUGCAAUUCUACUAAUGCCGAUGGAAGUAAUCAAAAACAACGCACUUCUGAGCAAACCGAAUUUUUGACGAAGAUACGCGAAUCACGAACGAGAUUUCGUCCAAUCGCUGCAGCAAUAAAUACAGAGAAGGUCAAACUUGAAAAGGACUGCACUGAUGAAGAUCGAGAACCUAGCCUAAUAGGGUUAGUACCCGAUUACGAUCUACAACUGUUUCGCGAUGCCCAAGCAAUCGCUUCCGAAAAAGUUGAAGAUGAAUUGAAAGACCUGCCUGUGGGAAAAGGCAUUAAAUAUAUAACAAUGGGCAAAUACAAGAUGAAAGUUUGGUAUCAAUCUCCUUAUCCCGACGACGCUGCGCGUCUACCUCAAAUGUAUAUAUGCGAGUUCUGUUUAAGAUAUCAAAAAUCUGAAACUGGUAUUAAGCGGCAUGCCGAGAAAUGUGUAUGGCGUCAUCCGCCAGGUGACGAAAUAUAUCGAAAAGGCAAAUUGCAAGUGUGGCAAGUAGACGGUAAACGUCACAAACAAUACUGUCAACAUUUGUGCCUCUUGGCGAAAUUCUUUUUGGAUCAUAAAACUCUGUACUAUGAUGUGGAACCAUUCCUUUUUUACAUAAUGACCUUGGCUGAUGUCGACGGUUGUCACACGGUUGGAUACUUCAGUAAGGAAAAAAACUCGUUUUACAACGUUUCGUGCAUUUUAACUCUCCCACCAUAUCAACGGAAGGGUUACGGGCGCCUACUGAUUGACUUCAGUUACCUGCUGACUAGAGUGGAGGGCAAAAUUGGAUCGCCGGAAAAGCCACUGUCGGACUUGGGUUUGAUAUCCUAUCGGUCUUAUUGGAAAGAUGUGUUGCUGGAUUAUCUGUGCACGCGAACCGGAAAUACCUUGAGCAUUAAAGACGUAUCGCAGGAAACGGCAAUAUAUUCAUACGAUAUCGUGAGCACUUUGCAAGCCUUAGGCAUGAUGAAGUACUGGAAAGGCAAGCAUAUCGUACUUAAGAAGCAAGAUGUACUCGACGAGUACGAAAAACGUGUUAAGCAAAGAGGCAAUUUUCCGAAAAUCGACGACAGUUGUCUGCGUUGGAGCCCUUUUGUGCCAACACAAACUAAUAACUCCCCAUAAUAGUAGGUUCUAACUUCUCGUACGGAGGCGAUAGUCAUCAUCUACGUGCACUGAUUAAUCUAGUUAAUAAAUAUAAUUUUAUGAUUAAAUCGUGGUUUAGCAACAGUGAAUAUAUUAAGCAGCGGCUUAACUUAUUAAAUACUGUACAAAUAUUUAUCGUGUCAACUCACUCUCAUAGAGAGUCAUAGUGCAAGCCACUCGCGUGAAAAUCACUGGUUUUUUGCUUUCCUUAUAAGCUCUGAACUGUCUUUAAAUUUUUUAAAAAUCCUUAUAUCGAAUAUGAAUGGCGUUCAAAACAAUUGCACAAACAUUGUAUAUAGUGUAUUAGUAAACCAAAUAUUUAGAUAAUUAUUAGUGGGAGAGACUCCACUCGACAAUUCAUACACAAUUUUUAAAAAGCAAAAUUGAUAUUGUUAAAUUUAAAAUAUUAAUUGUAAAAUAUAUAAUAUGUAAAUAUUGAAAUCUGUAGAUAUAAUUGAUAGUUAGUUUAAAGUAUGAUGAUAAAUCUUUUUACAAAAUAAAUAAACUAAUUGCAUUUUUAAUUUUACUCAAAAUUGCGAUUUCUUUUAAAAAUAAAUAUCAGAUAUUAAAUAUAUAUGUAUUUGCAUUGGUAUGAAUGUACAGGGUUUGUCUGGAAAGUAAGACGGCCGAUUUUCUUCCGCCGCAACUGUUCUUCGGAGCGUGUGCGCAACGACUGGAUUCGGUAGAGUUGUCUCCGAGCAAAAGUGAAAACGAUGCUGAUUGUUUUUUGACAUCAAAGGCAUCGUCCACCAUGAAUUUGUUCCUCUUGGACAAACCGUCAACGCCAAGUUUUACGUGGAAGUCCUCAAGAGACUCAAACGAAGGGUCAAUCGGAGCCGAUUGUAAAUUUCAUCAUGGCAACGCCCCGGCUCACACCGCCUUUCUUGUAAACAGCUAUCUAACCAAGGCCGGGAUCCCAACGCUUCCGAAGCCGCCUUACAACCCAGAUAUGAAACCAAGGAGUUAUUUUUUUUGCUUGCCUGAAAAGGCAACAAUUGGUUCAAUAAUUUUUUUGAAAUCGACUCAGUUCUAUUACUUUCCGGACAAACCCUGUAACAUGGAUGAUUUCUAAGAUACAAAUUUUCAUGUGUUGUCUCUUAUUAGCAGAACUAUAAGCUUCAAACAUUCGCUAACCCCCAAUGGGAAAAUUCUAUCGUUAAGUUUGGAGAGAGUAUAUCUAAAAAAUGAGGGAUAUAUACAUAUAUAAAGGGACAUUUGAAUUGGUCAACGUGUUUAUAAUCUCAUAACUCUAUAACUCAAGAUGUCUUCAGGUUACCUUAAUGAUCUCUAAGUAGUCUAGUAGACCUAUAAAUACUCCAUAGAAACAGUUGCAAUAAUUUUUAAAUAUUUCAUAGGACAAACUUAUAUCGAUAUAUAUGCAUACGUACAUAUAGUUAUGCAGGUAAGAUACAAAAUUUUGAUAGUGGUUUAUGAAAUAUUAAGAAUGGAGUAAGCAGUGAUUCACAACAGACGAGUGAUUAGCCAGUUGGGGAAUGAUAAAAGUUCGCAAGUUCGUCUGUCGAAUUAAUAAUUUUACGUUAUGUCUAUACCAAUAUUUUACGUACUUUUCACUUACUUAUGCUAGAUUCGGGGAAAAGUACUUUCUCACAUGCUGUACUUCUAUGUAUACGUAAUUAACAAUUAAUUAUUUCAUAAUUAUUAUGAAUUGUAAUAUCUUUUUACAUCACACAGGUUUUUAAGCUUUGAAAUCAGCUGAUGAUUUUGGCUUGGAUCCUCCCAUGCCAUAGAGCCGGCACCAACGUCAACUUUCUUGUGUUAUCGAAACUUUGUGACUCCCCCUCACUAGCAAUGCAUUUAAAGCACAGACAUGCAUGUGCAACCGUUGCAAGUGAGAAAACCUCGCAUUCACCAUACGCAUGUAAACAUUCGUGCAUAAUCGGGUUUCGGCGCUUGCUCACUACCAUUUACAAACAAAGCGGCAGCAAGAGCAGGAGCAAGAGCAACAGAAUCAGAAAGAGCAAACUUAAAUACACCAAGAAUAUGGUCAUAACAACGGUCGUGGUGGUUAUGGUUAUGGUGGCGAUGACGAUGACGACGACGAUGACUUAGUGGCUGCAAUGGAGUCGUUGUCGCAGAAGUAGACAGAAGCAGCGGCGUUAACAGUGGCAGUGGCAAUGCCGAUGGCAUUUGUUGUCCAACAAGAAGUAUCUGCCAGACAGGAGACGUGCGACGGGUUUCGCCAACAUUCUCGUUACAAGCGGCAACCAAAUGAGUGAAAAAAAGUGUGUGCCCCUGCAUGUAUGUAUGUGUAUGGUACAUACAAAAGGUAUAUAGCAAAUAAUAUGAAAAAAAACGGCGCAUUCGUACGCGAUUACCGGCAUUGGCAAACGACGGUGGGAGAAAUACUCGCUCGGUCUCCGACACUCUGGCACUGACAGUAUCUACACACUUGAUUUAGAACUGGGUAGCAGCUAGCUCUCUGGACGCAAACACAGACGAAGCAACGACAGAAACAUACAUAUGAACACAUAUAUAUUUACUAUACAUAUUAACAUUCUGUGUGCAAGUAGAGACACCACGAAGCUUAUUUGUAAACGCGAACCGAAAGAAAUUUUAUGGCAAAUAGCUGGCUCUGGUUGCUUUUGAUUGAACAGCGGCACCGAGUAACACUCAUUUGAUCAGACACAGCCGGUCUGAACGGUUCGUCUUAAAAAUAGUCGCUCGAAGUCAAUUAGCACACAGUGGUAUUCACAAACAUAGAAAGAAAUUCACUUACCAAAGCAUUCAAACUGGAAGCAGACAUCAAGAGUUAGUCAGUUACUCAGUUAGUCGUCAGUCGCAACAGUACACCAGAUGGCCAAGCAGUUAUUUAAGGUCGUCGCCGAGUGCAAACGCCGAUGGCAGACAGCUGAUUUUCCAAAUGGUAGACAUGGAGGGGAGUGACUCUAUAGUAAAAAUUAAACACACAAUUAGCUAAGGAUCAGUUGGAAGUGCUGUGGGCGUUGUUUACACGUUUCGAAAAUGAGUUGAAAAAAAGAACGGAAAAAACGCAGACUUAUCGGAUAUUUUUUGGCAUUAUUUAAAUAUUGAAAGUAUUUCCAUUGUUGCCGUGUGUACUUGUUUGCACUGUUAUUAUCGUCAUCGUCAUAUGACGGGCGGCAUUGCGGCAAACGACAAAUGGGCAUUGUGCACUGCGGUUCAGUGCUUGUGCACAUGUAUUAUAUAUUUGUCUGCAUGUAUGUACGUUUGUAGUGCGAAGUAUGUAUUUUGUAUGGACUAAUGUGUAUAUAGGCGGCGACGUCAGUCUGAUUGUGUUCGUGUUCUCGCUAAAUACACUUGUGUUGGUGCGCGUAUACGUGAGCCAAUGAAGGAACGGCCAACAAGAUAGAAAAGUGAAGACAAUUCAAUCGGAAGUGCACUUCGACCGGAAAAAGCAAAGGAAUUGUGAAAUUCAACAAGGAUGGCCCCCAACUUCGGCCGUGGUAAUGCACUUCACAGUGCGACCUGUGCACGCUGUGGGACAAAAGCGGUGGAAAACUUCGAAUUUUAUUGCUAGUGACGAUGGAAAUUUCCCGAUCAGUAAGCCAGCAGUGAUACAAAUUUCGAGCACUCCACAACGCAUUGGUCUAGAAAAUCGAGAUGGUUGAUUAUUAUUAGUCGAUCUAUAUGAUAUCAGCCUUGCUCCGGUACUACGUAUUGGUCCCAGUGGUGACUACAUAGACGCUGACGCAAGUGUAUAAGUUGCCGGCGUUAAAAAAUCUACACACCCGCCCAGCUGACACGAAAAAUACUAAUGAAUAAGUGGGACCUGGUGCCACAAUGACAAGCGCCGCAGCAGCGGCAUAUUUAAAAGUAAAAUAGCAAAGUUUUGGUGAUAAACACGCAUCCGAUUAAGCAGCUAAAUAGCCAAAUAGUCGGUAAAUAAACAUACAUGUACGUGUGAUGCGAGCAAUAAAUCAUUUAUUUAUAUGCACAAGUAUGUGCGUGUGUGCGACCACAUAGAGAUAUGCAGAGGAAUGUAGAACAUAUGUGCAGCGACGUAUUAUUGCUCAUAUUUUGCCAGAAGAAGAAUAUUGCAGAGGGAUGGACGAGGUGCCGGCUGAACGACAUCAUGCGAGUAUUAUGUAGAAAAAUGGCCAGGAGGAGGACAGCGCAACUCACAUGUUUGAACGACAUGUAUCUGAAAAAUUAAUUUUAGACUGUAGAUUGCUAAAAGAGACAGUAAAAAGUUUGAAAAGUCGUGCACAGAUCGUGAUUUCAUACGAAAAGUGGUGGCGUAUGCGAAAUAGGAAUGCGGUCGUUCGAGGGAAAGACAGCACCAAAAUCAAAAUAAAAAAAAAAAACAAAAGCAGAAACCGAACCAUAGAGAAUGGCAUAAGUGACGGCAAUACAGAACGAAAUGCGAAAUUCUUGAGUAAUGAAGCAUGCGAAUAUGUGAGUUAAAGUGCGAAAUACUGCCGAAGGAGUAGAACUUUAAUUUCAUCUUUUUUGCUUAAUGUUAAAAUGGUUAGUGCCACAUAAACGUUUACUAUGUAUAUGAGUAAGUGGUAAAGGAGUGAAUGUCUGCUUUCGUUUUAAAAACGCGAAUUGCACUGAGAAAUCUCGUCAUUAUAGCUUUAACUUAUUGAAGAGAAAUUCGAGCGCUUAGAAAGAUUACACAGUUUAUCCGCUCAAGUGUAGGUUGAAAUGUUUAACUAUAUAUUGUGUAUUUGUAUGCAUAUUCGUAUAUCCGCAUGUCUGUCCGUGUACUUAAAAUUGACGUUAGAAACAGUCUUUUGUUCUUUUGCUGCUACCUCUGAUUUUUCACCAUGCGGCACAAAGUGCCACCCAUACUUGCACGCACAUAAUAUAAUAUGAACGCGAACGCAAAUACAAGCCCAAAGACCGAAGACCGAACCAGAUGGAAGACAAUGGAGGCAGACAACGGCACAGUGACCGGUCUGAAAGUUUUGCGAAGUUGAGUGCAAACAGCUGUAGCUGUGUCGGAGUGUGCAUGGAGCAUACGCACACAUGCAUAUAAAAAAUAUUCACUUAUAUAUCAAUAAAUGUAUAUAUUUGGAUAUAUUUACAUAUAUAUGUAUAUGUUUAUGUAUGUAUGUGUUUGUGCUUGUGCGCUUAUGCGUGGCAUUCACUGCUGAUUCGUCACUUUACCGGUAAGUUCGUUUAAUAUGACUUAUAUAUUUUUUCUACACUAACUCCAUUCAUUUGUUGUAAUGUGUAUAUGGACUAGUAUGAUUUACAUAUUUACAUUUAUUUGUAUAUUAUAAUACAUUUCGUUUGCAAUAUACAGUGGACACGAAUAAGAGCCAGCGUGUUUAAAAAGCUCAUGCGAGCGACAAACUGUUGGCACGAGAGAGAGAGGGUGAGAAGAAGAGAGACAGAGAGUGUCACAUUGAUUGUGUGUGUAUGUGUGCAAUUUGUAAUGUUUUUGUUGUAAAAUAUGGUGGGUCCAUUGCAGGCAGACCAUGAACAUCCCGAUGCAUCAUCGUCUGCAACAUCAUCAUCAUCAUCGCCAUUAUAAAUGACUUCGUUAUUGUUGCCGGCAUGCAACGACUUUUUACAAUUGUACAUACUCGUAGCUGAAGACAUACAUAUGUACAUGUGUAUGUGUACUUGCUACGCCCUGCCGGUAGUCGUGCAAACUCCAGCUAAAAAGAUUAUUGCGCUUGUGCCCCACCCAAGUAAAUGAAACAUAUGUACAUACAUACAUAUUCAUCCUUUCGAUAGUACGAAUAUAAAUUUAAUUAUGUACGUAUAUUUUAGAGAUUGUAUACAUACAUCAACUAUUCACAUUUGCAUAAAAUAACCUCAUCCCGGCUGUUGUUUGCCAAACAUUUCCGAACCUCGAAACUUUUCGCCAAAGCACGUUCGGCUUAAGCCAAAGAACCUUGGAUGUAUUGAAGUCAGCAUUGCGGGGUAAACUACAUAUACACAUGCCUGUAUGUAUCUAGUUGUGGGUAUACGUUUGCGCGACAUUCAAAAUAUUGGCAAUUACUCAUUAUAGUACUCAGCGCAAUCGCGAACUGUCGUCAUUCCAACCAUACAGCCGAUGUGCGAACCAAGUGGCUCGGUUUUCACUUAGGUCACCGACUGCGCCAAUACAUAUGUACAUACAUACACACACACAUACAAGCAUAUGUAAAUACGUAAGCCAAAAUUCAGCAAAAUAACUACUUUGUAAAAAAAGUGCAAAUCAAAUCGAAAAUGAAAUACGAGCACCAUUCAAUGUGUGUGGAAAUAUCUCGCUUCCUACUAGCCAACAAUUUUCGGCACUGCGCGCCUGGCUUAGUGUCUAACUAAAUGUUGCUUACGUAUUCACGGUUAGUCUUGGAGGUAACACGAAGUGUCGCGGCCACCACAAGCAAGCAACGAUUCAAUUGCAACUACAACUUCUUUACAAUGCCAUUGAAACUUUGAGAUAUUCACACGUUCCGCCAAGAAUUCGCCGAAAUUCAAGGCUUCAAACAGCAAACACAUUCAUACAAAUUUGCUUCUUACAUAUCUGCCUAUAUGCCUUGAAGCUUCGAACGUGUUCACAUGUUAGUGGUCGCUCGCAGCAUUCGCCUCUCCGUCUUGCUUUCAGCUGCUCAACAGACGAUUGUUAAGUGAAGAGGUGGCCAGGCUUCGACUGGUGUCGUUCGGGCUCCAACAAGAGGAUCGUGGCACUGCUGAUCGGUUGGUAGUGUGUAGCCAACCAACAGCUGUCGCCGAUCUGCCGAGCGCUUUCAAGCGUAAAACAAAUUUUUGGCAAAAUGAAAAAUGCGAAAUUUUUACAAUACAAAAAAACUUCAUAUACAUACAUACAUACAUACAUAUUUGCAUGUCAGUGUACAAGUAUAUGUGUUUGUAGUCGUAAAUAGCGAGAAGGGGGGUAAUGAAAAUUUGCAAAUCGGAAUUCGCCAAACACGCGGAUCGUAGUGAGUACACAACUCGCGAAGCGUGAUCUGAAACUUUGCGAAAUUUUCAAGUAAAAGCAAUAUGGCAGCCGCUGAAGUCGGCACAGUGCAAAAAUGUCUGCCAGCAGUUGAUGAGGUGUGUGCCGUCUUCGUAGCGGCGGAAACAGCUGAACACGAACACAUAUACAUAGACGAUUUACCGAAGGAAAAAUUAAUACGAUGACGAAGACAAAGACGAAGAAGUUCUGCUGAACGAAGAAGGAGAAGUCAAAAACUAAACAAAAUAAUACAAACAUAAAUAGAUACGUGAGCGGAAAGCUGAAAUUGAAGCUCAAGCGCUACUAUAAUGUAUGCGUCGGCAAUUACCUAUGUAUGUAUGUAUGUAUCUAUAUCCGAAUCAUAACCAACGAAAAAAUUUAAGCAACAAACAUACACAUACAAGUAUGUAUGAAUCCCGAAGGUGCGUGUGUAGUGGGGCACGUGUCGUUCGUAGAUACUCAUUAAAUCGUGUUAUUUUAUUUUUUAUUUGUUCCUGCCUUUGUGCGCUCUGGAGAAAGAGCACAAACUCGUGUAUAUACAUAUACAUGAAUGUGUGUGCGCUCGGUUAUAAAUGAAUAAUUGCAGCACACUGUGCUUGAAAUCAAAAAGCUACUCUCAUCGGAACAGGCAGCACCAACGGCAGUCGGCAAGCAACGUUGUAUCGCACAGUGAUCGCUUUUAUGCCGAUGUGUUUGUGAGUAAAAUUCAAAACUGUUUUAAUUUUGUUCUUUUUCAGCUUAUUUUUUUUUUCUUUGGUCACUCACACCGAUUCGUAGCGGCAAUGUGCGAAUUUGUUCGCUAGCACGACCGACGACAUCGUUUGCUUAGUAACAGCUUUGAGCCCGGACGGCCAAUACCUCCUCCUUCGGUUGGUCGUACGGUCGAACAGCUGGUCGGCGAAAAAAUGGGAAACUAUGUGUGGCCAGCAACUGCGAGAUCGGCAUCUGCGACAGAGGAGAGCAAUACAAAUUUAGAAUAUCAGGGCCGCUACGUCUUCUGGCAUUGCAAGUGUAUUAGAGACGAGCGGCCUGCAUGGGAAAUACACACGGUAACUCUACAGGAUAAACUUCGUGACUUAAUUGGCGGAAGUUGAAUUCAGUGUUAAGUGAGCGAACGAGUAGCGGGUUCACGGAAAUGCCGACCAGAUGAUGUCAUGAGACAGUGCCCGUGUGAACGGUUUGCCAGUAGCUUCGUACUUUGGUAUGUAUGUACAUAUGUAUAAUGUGUGUAUGUUUGAAAAUGGGAAGUCUGCGUUCGGUUUUGAUAUAAAUAUGGUUAAAUAUGUGUAUGUGUACUAGACCGUUCAACAAGUAAUUUAUGGUGCCAGCUAGUCAAGAAAGACCAUUUGCAUAAUUUCGUGCUCUGCACUCGGAGCCAGAGGAAUAGUGGGCAGCAAACGCAAGCCAAUACUUAGCAGUCAGGUGUUGAGGGAAGCGAGACAUAUACACAUACAUGACUUUUGCAAAUACGAAUCGCUGAAGAGAGGCGAGCAGUAUAACUUACCACAGCUAACAGCUGCCGGGGAUGUGGCUGUGUACUUUCGCACACCGAUACCGCACAAGUUUGUUUAGGUGUGAGUGCAGAGCGCUCAUAGGUGAAAAUAAUGGCAUGACUAAUUUAUAAUUCCAGACGAAGUUCGGUAUCUACAUAUUUUUCUUGUUAUUCUUUUCAAUCCGUCGAUCAGGUUGAACACGAAGCAAGUCAUCUUGAUAACGAAGCGAAUUCCAACUCCAAGCUUCGUUGAUUACGUGCAGAAAUUAGUGAACGAAAUUUGCAGAAACUCUCACACAUAUUUAUAAAAAUGGCAAAGCGAGAGAAGAUGACAAAGAGACGCGCACACAAACGAAAAAGUUAAAUACUUUGCGGUAAGCUCUUUGAAUGUGAGAGCUGGGAACAAGGUAAUAAAUAAAGAGCGACCAGUGGACGUGAGUUAAUGAUACCCAAUUAGCUUGCCAGUCUGUCAGCUGGUAGUUUUGCCGGAUGUGACGAGCACAGGUCGGUCGACUGGUGAGUAGUUGUUUGCUGAGUUUUCGCACACAAAUCGCGGACUGGUGUGAGACAGCAAAGAGAGCAAGCCUCGUUGAAAUAAAUGUGCUGCGAAAAGAGAAUAUAUGCAUACAAUUGGGCAUAUUGGUGUGUAUAUGUGUAUGAAGUCAUCCGGAGACCAUUCAUGGGGCGCUAACGAAGUUGAAAAGCAGAUCGUUAACCUUAAAGCUUCUCAUGGAGAGACCACAAGGUCGUUUCCUUUGGAUGAUCAACUGCGGUCGACACCAGGUUGUGCCACGGUUACGCGUUGGGCAGAUGAGUGGGUAGGUACGAAUAAACGAGCUGAAGCACGUACAUAUGUCCAAUAUAUAUGUAUGGAGGUAUGUGCAUGCAGUCACACGGAGUCACGCUGAGUAAUCGUGCAGCCAAGUGCAACUGCUGUUGCCAACUGCAAUUGCAGCUGCAGUUCAAGUGAAUGAGAUCGCAUGUUUAAUGCUAUGCAGACUUCCGUGCAUUUUUGAUGCAUAUUCCAUUUAUGUAUGAUUUUUUUUUGGUAAUUAACAUUUUGGCAAUCAACGCUUUCAACUGUGAAGUCAAGUACUUUGCGCGCUAAUCAGUGACCGGGGCUGGGUUGUUAUCUAAGGCAGUCAGGUACCUGAAGUAGCGCGCGAAGUGCCUGUCAAAGUCAACAGAGUCUCGUCAUAUAUUAAACAGUGAAGUUGCAGCGACCAUUUGCACAUAUUCACACCUGAUAUCUUAAGUGACUAAGUGAUUUAAUUCCUAAUAAUUCAAUGAAUGUCCCAUGUCUAUUGUACUUCAUCAGGUGCUCUGGUGUUCGGGUUACCCGGCACAUGUUGAAGUACAUUCAAUAUGAGACUAAGUUCGACGGUGUAAUUAAUGGAAACUUCGAUAGCUGUAAAUGUAAUGUAAAAGCGCAGCGUGGACGCGGUAAAUUUAGACAACUUACGUAUGUAUGUACUAUAUGUACAUAUGUAUGUAUGUAUAUAAGCGUGUUUCACUUAAUCUUUGUAUUAAUGGCAAUGACUUCAUUAGAAAAGCAUAAAUGAUAUGAGGUAAGCGUAUACAUAUCUACAUACAUAUGUACAUAUGUGGGUAAUUAAUCACUUUUGAAAAGAAUAAAAAAAAACAAAAACAAAGUAUUACAUCAAUAGAUGAAGCUUUCACCUUAAAAUAGAAGAUGUUAACACUUAUUUAUAGUAUUUGACUAAGCAAUUUCGUUUAUCUGGAAAAUUGAGAGACAAUCAAUACUUUAUUUCUGAAACUUUAAAUAACACUUAAAUUUUUCUAAUAGUUUGUAUAUUUGUAUUUGUAUAUGCAAUACCUAUCGAUAUUACGUUAAACAAAGAGCUAUUAAGGUAAGUGGUUCACCAGUGUUGAAUAUAAGACUUCUGUUCGCGCAUGGUAGGUUGAAAAAGAUGAAGAGUGCAGAACAGCUCUAAAUAUUGUUUUAAAAAAAUACUAAAUAAAAAAGCGCACAGCUGUUUAUAUAACUAUAACUAUCAUUUAUAGCAGAUUUUCUUCAAUAUAAUGAGAGAGAACCAGAUCUUCAGUGAGCAUCCGGAACAAUAAAUCUUAUCACCAAAUAGGAAAUGUAUGCGGCUAAUUGGCAGAUGACUAAGAACACAAGGACUUUGUUUAGAAGUAAAAGUCACCAAAGCAAAGCGUUCGAAAAUCGAAGUGUUUUUUCGAUCAACAUCAAAUCUUAAUAUUCCGGAAGUGUGGCAGUUGAAAAUUUUUAUUUGUAGCCUACACAAAGGCGCAAAGUCAUAUGUGUGUACCUAUAAGCUUAUUGUAUGGAUUUUUUAUAUUUUAUUUAUUUAUUAUAUAAAUGUGCAUACAAAUAUUUUGUGUAUUUUGCAUUAAAUGGAUAAUAAAAAAAUAUUGUAUUUAAAUAAAUAUUAAAAUGUAACAUAAAGAUUUUUAUUUCCAUGUGUUUAAUAUGCUGCCUUAAGAAAAACUAAAUGAGACGAAAAUUAUGGUAAUAAAUCUCUUUGAGACUUUUUAUAAAGACUCGACAAAAAAAAAAAAAAACUUCAAAAAGCAAAAAGUUAAUCUGUGUAGAGUUAUAGUAAGAU